ACUUCAGUGGGAAGUGGGGCAGGACCCUGCGCGGGGCAGGGCAGGCCGGGCUGGGAUGGGGCUGUCCCUGCUGCCAGCUUCCCCUCUCCCCAAAAAUCCCCUGUUUGGAGGACAUCGGGGGGGCCAGGGCAGGCAGAGGGAGCUCUGUUAAGUGCCCAGGCAGGUCUCCCCCUUCCUUCUCCUUCAUCUGGGAGAAAGAAGGGCCAAAUUUUGUUUCCCUGCAGCGUGGUGGAGUCUUGGCUGUCCCUGGUUUUGGGUCAGGGGCACAGGGAAGCAUUUGGUGAGAGGCAGUUCCUCGGCUGGGCUGUUUAGAUCCCAAAUAAUUGAGAAUGAGGAUCCAGCACCACAGGGAAGAUGCUGGAUCCACAUUACUCUGGGCCUGGAUCUCCAUCACUGCCUGGUGUCAGCAGAGAGAACAGGAGCUUUACAGGGCAGCUUUCAGCCCCUGGCAAGGCUGCUUAGAAAAUUCCACAGAGUUAAGACAAGUUGUAUCUCUGUGUAAACCCUGUCUCCUGAACUCAGGAGACAUUCCCUGGCUUCCAACAACACCAGCAAUACUGUUAUUGUCAAACCCAUGUGCAAAUUAAGGAGCUUCACAACUUAAUUUAGCUUUUUUUUUUUUUUUUUUUAGAACUUCACAAAGAAAUCCCGUCCUGUGAACAAUGAAGAUCUUAGACCCAGGCUAACUCUUAGAGGUGCAAACCCUUUGUGAAUCCUUCCUUGCUGCUCUGGAGCAGAUGCUGAGGCUCUUUGGAGGGACCUUCUCCAGUCUCACACGGCGCCUGCCUGACAGCAGAGGAAGCGACGAGAGAGUCACGACCCUGUGCCCGAGUGCUGAGCCAUGCUGGGCCGGAAAACACGACUCCCCCAGGACCUGAACAGCCACCGCCAGCUGAACCAGUCCUGCCAGGAGGCCGUGCCCCUGCGGACCCGGGCAGCCAAGGACACAGAUGUCAGCUUGGAGGUGUUCAGUGGCUCCACGCCGGAGAUCAAGCCCAGCCGCAGCCGAGCCCAGCAGAUGCGGGACAGGAAAGGGCGCAAAGCUGAGCUCAAAGACUCCAACGGCAGAGAGGCAGAGACAAUUACCUUUAUCUCUGGCACAGCAGAGGCUCCCCCAAACCAGAGCUUUUGCUGUUCCUCUCUGUCUCAGGCCUGGAACACGUACAAGGCCGUUUUCUGUUGUAUAGUGACCUGUGGGGGCUGCUUCCAGGACUGCAGUGUCUGUGUCCCCUACCCGGGGCCCACCGAGACCUCCACUGACGAUGGAAAGAACGGAGACUAUAACGGGCGGCUGCCAAACAGCCCCACCAGCGUCUCUCCCGCUGAGAAGAACGGGAACCAGAUAAAAAAGUCCAGCGUGGGCAGCAGUUUCAGUUACCCGGAUGUGAAGCUGAAGGGCAUUCCUGUCUACCAAAACAGGAGCCCCAGCCACCAGCUGGAAUCGGAUUCCUGCUGCAAGGAGCUGCUGGAGAAGCCCUUCAGGAACAGCAUAGAAAAGCCGCCGCUCCCCAGCAGCCACCGGAGCUCGGAGGAGUAUUAUUCCUUUCACGAGUCUGAUGUGGACAUCAGUGAGCUGAAUGGCUCCAUGUCCAGCAGGCAGAUCGAUGUCCUGAUCUUCAAGAAGCUGACGGAGCUCUUCAGCGUCCACCAGAUCGACGAGCUGGCCAAGUGCACCUCGGACACCGUCUUCCUGGAGAAGACCAACAAGAUCUCGGACCUCAUCAACAGCAUAACUCAGGACUACAACCUGGACGAGCAGGAUGCCGAGUGCAGGCUGGUCCGAGGCAUCAUCCGCAUCAGCACCCGCAAAAGCAGGGUCCGGCCCCACAUUUCCAUCCCAGCCAGCCAGAGCCACGAGGAGAAGUCCAGCCGGGGCAACGCGCCCGACAGCGGCAACGAGACGAUGCUGGAGUCCAUGGUCAUGAGCCAGGAUGAUUUGGCCGUGCAAAUAUCGGAAGAAACCCCGGCAGAUGUGAUGGCCCGGAAUAUGAGGCGGCACAGCAGCGCAGGCUCUCCAACAAGCAGAGAUUCUUCUUUCCAAGACACAGAGACUGACUCGUCUGGGGCACCUCUGCUUCAGGUGUAUUGUUAAAGGACCCAAGCAGCAGGCAGGCAUUCCAGGGCUUUGCUGCAGUCACAUUCCUCCUCUUUCCAUAUGGAAUGUGCUAGGCCACUUUUCCCCCCCCCCAGUCUGCCCUGAUCCUUUAUUGAAGCCAAAUUCCUCCUGCUGCCUGAAUUUCACCGGAUAUUUUGGGGUUUUUUUGGACAAUGUAGAACAUCAAGGAGGAGAACUGUGGAGCUAAUGAACUUGGGAGGCGGAGUGUGUGCCCAGGGAGGAGGAGAUGGACAAGGAAGUAUCAGAUGACUUGUGCCUCUGUGAUUUCUGUAAAUCACAUUUAGCUCCAACAGCCUCAGUGGCCCAGCCCUUUCCCUGCUUUGGGGAUCUGUUGUACAGUCCUUGCUUCCUGGCACUGCCUGAGUUAACUUGGGUAGGGAAUAACUGAGUGGUGUCUCUGUGUUGGUGCUGAUAUUGAGGCUCUAGAGACCCAAAUCCCUCUCUAGGGACCCAAAUCUCUGUUUAAAGUGGCUGGGUUGGUCCCCAAAAAACUUGUGUGCUCCACCCAUGGUGUUUGCAGUAGCCAAUCUGCCUUCUCCCUGCUGACCCUUGGUGUCAUCUCCUGCUGCCUUGUGAGAAGGAGGUUCAGGUAAAGGGGUUAAUUUAAUUUUUGGCCUCUUGGUGUGUGACACGGGAGGUGGGAUGGCUGCUCAGCUGCUUCCUUCACCACCCCCCCGAGCAGACCAGGGGCAUCAGCUCUGCCAGCCUGAUGUGAACUAAAGCUGUGAGGUGUUCCCAGGUGCACACACUGACCUGUGACUUCCCUGCCAGUCACAGCUCUUCCUCACUCCUCUGCCAAGCCCUCCACGUUUUCCAUCACACUGGGCAAGCCUGGAAACAGGGCUGUGGCAGGUGAGGGAAAUAGUUUGUCUGUAACUUCUUGUGUUUGCUAGAAAGUGCCUUAAAAGUGGCUUGCUUUGAAAGGAGAGGCUCCUGAGAGUGUCUGCAGAGGGUUUGUGAGGCACUGCUCGUCCUUUCCUUCCCCUCAGCACCUUCUCCUUCCCUUUGCUCCUCUCCACCAGGCAGUGGGAAGCAGGAGAUGGGGCAUUGCUACCCCCAGGGCACAGUGCCAGGUGACCUUGAGGGCUGCAGCACUGCAGCAGGAGGAAGCUGGAUCUGUGGUGUUGCCACUUGGUUGUUUAUCAGAAAGUAAACACGUGCAGCCACGGGACUUGUUUAUACUUCUGGGUGUCCUUGGACAUGAAUAGAAAACACUUGGUUGAAUUUGCCAGCCAUAGAAUGAACACACCCACUGGUUUUGGGGGAGAGGGAACCCAAAAUAGGCCCUGUGCUUUGGUGUGGACCAUGUUUCUGUGCCUUUGUUUGGCUGGAAUGCGCUUUAAUUGGACUGAAAGGUGCCUUAAUUGAACUGAAAUGUGCCUUA
Molecule: messenger RNA, 3500 nt
Organism: Chiroxiphia lanceolata (lance-tailed manakin)
Lineage: Eukaryota; Metazoa; Chordata; Aves; Passeriformes; Pipridae
Gene: KDF1
Product: keratinocyte differentiation factor 1
Exons: 4
Coding region: 842-2092 (416 amino acids)
Biological process (GO): regulation of epidermal cell division; keratinocyte development
Cellular component (GO): cell junction
Source: RefSeq, a predicted model, not a curated record